GAAGUGGAAAAGCUUUUAAAACAAGAAAAUAUAAAAGAAUUUGAUUUCUCACAAUGUAAAAACUGCAAAAUAAUUGCACGCGGAGGAUUUUCUGUUGUAUACUCUGCUAUAUUCCAUGAUGAAUCAUAUGCUUUGAAAUGUCUAAAUAAUGGUGUGGGCUAUGACGAGAAAUCGUUUAAAUUAUUAAUACGUGAGAUUGGGCUUCUUCAUAAAGUUGAACAUCCGAACGUAAUAAAAUUCUAUGGAAUCUCACGAGGAGGUUUACGAGAAAAAACAACUACUAAUACACCUUCGAAUUAUUCUAAUCUCUACAAGCAAUGCUGGUCUUCCGAACCAAACCAGCGUCCAACAUUAGUUACUGUUUUAAAUGAGCUUAAAAAGCUACAAAAAACAGAUAUCGGAUCAAUUACACAUUUUAUAAAUGAACAUUGGAUUAAACUUUAUGGCUUAAAUAAAGGCGGGAAUCUUAAUGUUAACGAUUUCAUUCCUGGAACAGGAAUUAUCUUAGGAGAUGAUGGAUAUUUAAAUGUAGAAAAAAUAAGUCAAUCAAUCCCAAUUAUUUAUUUUCCAAAAAGAAAUGGAAUGGGGACAGACCAUGAUAUUGUACAUAUCCACAUUCCAAUCUUAACUUUACAUUAUCAAUGUAAUGCAACAACUGAAUUCAUUCAAGAUAUUAGAGAUGCGCUUAAUAUUUCUGAUAUGAUUGAAAAAAGAAAGAAGCUUAAAGAAAAGCUUAGUUAUUAUGGUGAAUACGUAGUCAUUUCAGCAACAAUUGGAGGUGUUAUUGUAGUUAAAAACUGGUCCAAAAUUGAUAUCGUAAAUAAAUCACGUUUAAAGGCCUAUCUUCAAUGUGGUAUUGAUUAUGCAAAAGGUAUAAGAUUAAGAAAUUUUGAAAAUACAUCAAUUGACGACUUGAAUUUAUUCAUAGAUUCAAAAAAAAUACAAACUGCUGGAGAUUUAUAUGAGUGGAUUAAAGACUUACAUAAUGCUAAAUGUUUAGAAGUUGUAACAUACGAGAAAUUCAAACCUACUUUCAAACUAUUACCAGAUGAUUUAGUUCAAAAAAUAUCUGAAUGUUCUAAUAUUCAACAUAAUGACGGAUCGGAAUUGAUUUCAAGAAUUCGUUCUAAAUAUAUUAAAAAAAAUGUUUUGGAAUGGAUUACGUCACCAGAACUCCCAUUGUAUUUAUGCGAUUGGAUUCAAGACAAUUCAUUACAACAUGGCGUAAUUUUACAGCGUUCAAAAGCAGGACGAGCUAAAAAAGCCGCAUAUAAAUUUUUAAAGGAACCCAAAAUAAUAUCGAUGAAUAAAAUUAGUAUAAUUCUGACGCAGCCUAAAACUCGACAAGAAGCUUAUUUAUUAGAAAAUGGUAUUAUUUUAAAAGAGGAGGAUGAAUUAGAACUUGAUAAAAUUCCUUUUACUGAGCAUAGUUCAGCACUUAAUAUUCCCUUAGAGGACUUUAAGAACACUAAAAAUCAACCAUCUAAUGCAAUCUAUUGUCAAAUAAUUUUUCAUACUAAAAAGAUUUCUUUUGACCUAUUGGAUAUUAAAUGUUUACAAGAAUUUUCAAAUACAGUUAAUUCCGAACUUCAAGGUCUUGAAUCAUCUAAGAAUUCAGUUAAUUCUGGACUUCAAAGUUAUGAAUCAUCUAAAAAUGCAGUUAAUUCAGAGCUUCAAAGUCAUACUUCAUCUAAAAAUCUUUGCAAGUUAUUUGGAAACGAUUAUGGAUAUUUAUUACCAAGAACUUUUACUUUGGGUGGAUCUUUGUCAAAAAAGUUCGUAUCAAAUAGUAAUCCUACAGGUAUUACAACACAACGAUUAGAUCUCAAAUAUAAUGAUCCUGAUGCGAAUACGAAUCAAAAAAUUGAGCAACUUUUAAAAGCGUGGAAUAAUGAAUUCAAAGAUAUUGAUACAUCAUUUUUUCUUGAUAAUAAUGGAGAUAUUAUUCAUCGUAACAAAAUCGGUGAUUGGUUGAAAACUCUUGAAAAACUACUUGAUACUAAAGAUCUUACCAAGAACGAAGUGAAAUAUGAAAAACAAGUAAAAUAUAGCCAAUUGUAUGGUGCAUCGAGAAAUGAUGUUGUGGCAAUAAGAUUGUUGCAAAGUGGCUAG
Molecule: messenger RNA, 2112 nt
Organism: Dentiscutata erythropus
Lineage: Eukaryota; Fungi; Glomeromycota; Glomeromycetes; Diversisporales; Gigasporaceae
Source: the annotation of a GenBank genome assembly